GAAGAAGCAUCGAGACUUAGAUCCUUACUAAUUGGAUUAGAAGGGAUUGGCUUUUGGGGUCUGGAUUAUACACGUUGUGCAACUGACGACUCGUCUUGUGGGUGGCUAUAUGAACCCCCGCUUUUCGUCGCUCGGGUGUAUGAGAUUGACCUCGAGUCGCUAUUUGUCGCUGCUUCGCUCGACGACCCGUGCUUGCAAAGGCACUAUAGGGCGUGAUAUUUCUUGGAGACCUGCGUCUUCGACUUCGACGUUCAAGUCACCGAUAGCUGCGACUCGAAACAAAAAGCACUAUUUUAGCACCGCUAGACCUAGCGCAAUGGCUACAGCACGCAAGGUCCAACUGUCCCUGGCCAACGCUGGCGUCUUCUCAGCGAAUCCUAGAGAAGACACCGCUCGGACGGCGAGCCAGCUCCUGCAGGGCGAUCUGGAGAACCACCAUGUAUUCUUCAAUGAUGAAGGGUUUCAUAAUCAUCUGGUCCACCAGAUCUUGACGAUGUUUGCCCUUGGGGCGUCGCCGGAUGAGGUAACGGCCGCGUAUAACAGGAACAAAAGUUAUCAGAGGCCAGCCUUGCCUGCAGAUGAGGCCGUUGUUCAAUCUCUGUACGACAAGGCUCGGUUCAGAGAGUUGACGGGCAAUGGGCAGAACUAUCCCCAUUUCCUGGCCUUUUUCCAGCAGGAGAUCGACAAGAAGGGGUGGGAGUAUGUCCUCAAUGAGUAUGUUUUCAAGGGAGACGAUAAUGCCGAAAACAUGCUGAGCAGACUGUUUGGAGGCCUGCUGCAUCCAAUCAUCCACAUGGGCUUUGGCCUUGAGUUUCACCAACCGGCUAUCGUCGCAGAGGCUCUCGCGCAAACUGCCGUCCACGAGGACACAGUCGCGCGGCUGUUCCUCUUACCGACAGAGGCCCGCGCAGGCGGUGUUGGCAAGCCCGGGAAGAAGCCAAUGCUGCAGAUUCUGGAGGAGAUCCGUGCGGACCGGAAACUAGCGGAUUCUGUCCAUUGGUCUGAUGGGAACAAGAUUCGAGACGGGGUUCUCAAACGAGCCUCAGAAGAGAUGAUUCAACAUGCGGCUGAAUUCACCAUAUCUGAGGAUCAGGUGGCUGAAAAAAUCGCGGAGAUGAUCAACGUCCCCGUUUACUACACGAGUGCCGCCCAACGCCCCCCCAAGAAGAUCAAACUCGACUUCUUUUUCUUGCAUUCUCUCAACUCGUCCAUCUUCCUCUCCACAUUCGUCGCACUGCCGUUCCUCGACGUGCGCUCCAAACUCCGUCUUUUGGAGUGGAAAGGGAGGAUGGAUCUCCUGCUGUACGUGUCCCGCGGUACACCUAAUCUCCUCCUAGACGAGGUGACAGGCCAUCGGGCAUCCGAUAGCUGGGACACGCUAUUUGCCCAUGGCAACACGCACCCCGGGGAUGACGGCCACCUUUCAAAAGCGAUGCGGGCGAUCGCUCACGGCGAGAACGUUUGUCGUCCGUUUGAGGCGCAAGCUCGCGAGCGGGGAUUAGCGAUUACCGGGGAUAUGUGGCUGAAGGUUGGCAACAUGGCCAAGGAUUCAACCCUGAAACCGGACAACAUGUGGGUGCGAUCCACGGGAUUUGAAGAAGCUUGGGCUGGGGUUGAGGACCGAGCACGUCUAUAGGAGCCAAGGCCAAGUGGGGGGCGCCUAUAACUAGUGCAAUCAAUUUUGGUUGACGCUAUUCCAAGGCUCCACUCGAGUUUGGUUGAACAUAUGGGGUCAAGGAUUAUAUGCAUGGUACUAGUGAUAUUAAUAAGUUUGCAUAUCGCAGG
Messenger RNA from Aspergillus campestris IBT 28561, 1785 nucleotides. RefSeq names its product questin oxidase family protein. The transcript is spliced from 6 exons. Bases 317 to 1636 code for a protein of 439 amino acids. The record is from RefSeq and is a predicted model, not a curated record. Lineage: Eukaryota; Fungi; Ascomycota; Eurotiomycetes; Eurotiales; Aspergillaceae. Gene Ontology annotation, molecular function: oxidoreductase activity.